Messenger RNA from Trypanosoma theileri, 2046 nucleotides. Its product is annotated as adenosine deaminase-like protein. Lineage: Eukaryota; Euglenozoa; Kinetoplastea; Trypanosomatida; Trypanosomatidae. Gene Ontology annotation, molecular function: RNA binding; adenosine deaminase activity. Bases 1 to 2046 code for a protein of 681 amino acids. The record is from RefSeq and is a predicted model, not a curated record. The transcript has a single exon. Gene Ontology annotation, biological process: RNA processing.
AUGUAUUAUGGGUCAGGUGAAGAUUCACUUGUCGCCAGUACGUUGCUUGAGGCAUUCGCUUUGGCAUUACUCCGUCAGCGUGCCAGGGAUGGAUGGUGUCAAAAUGUCUUGACGGGAUUGAGUUGUGGAGGAUCCGUUGUUGCCGGUAUUGUAUUGGAAUUUACAUCUCUCUGCAAUAGCAGCAGUAAUAAUAGUGGGGAUGAGAGGAAAAGAUUUAUUUGUGUUUCGUUGGGUAGUGGAACUCGAUGUGUGGGUUAUGAACCUCCCAAACGAUUAUUUGAAGCUGAUCUUUUACUUCGCGAUGGUCAUGCAGAAGUAAUGGCUCGUCGGGGUUUUAUCGCUUUUUUGUUGGAUGCGGCUGAGUAUCUUGCUAAGGAUAAAACUCAUCAACACCCUUUUGUGGAACAAUGUUCUUUUGUACAUGUAACACGAAGUGAAACUAAUAAUAAUAAUAAUAAUAAUAAUAAUAAUAAUAAUAAUCACAAUGAUACAUUCCCUUGGUGUUGCUUUCGUUUACGGGAUGGUGUAAAGGUGCAUCUUGUCUGCACGGAAUCUCCUUGUGGAGCGAUGUCUAUUCGACAUGGCGGAGGACGUGUGUUACUUCAAACACCAACAGGACGUUCACUAUUUGUAAAUGAUUCUGUAAGAAAUAAUACAGUCGCCGAGUCUACAGAGAAGUCUUUUCUACCUUUGGACACUUCUACUGUUGGUGUUGUGAAUACUGAUAAUGUGAUUGUGUGCCAUGGUCAUACUAUGGCGGCACACCGUAGUCAUCCUGCCGAUGGAUUAAUUUUAGUGGCUCGUGUGAAGCCUGGAAAGGGACGACAAAACCUUUCCAUGUCGUGUUCAGAUAAACUGCUGCGAUGGCAUUGUUUGGGUAUUCAAGGAAGGCGACGAACACGGCUGUUCCCGGAACGUAUGCGAUUUGAAAGUAUAUGGCUUCCACAGACUUUAGAUGGUGUUGACAAAAUGGAGAACUCUUUUUCACUAAAGGAGGCAGAGAGAGCAUUGAAUGACCGUAGACAUUACUUCUUUAAAGAAGAAACAUCUCCUAAUAAAGGAAAUGAUGUCUCUGAUGAUACAAGUCGUGUUGUGUUUAAUGAUAUACAGACAGUUCCACAUGUUCAUAUUUGUGGUUUCACACCAUCUUCUUUAAAUUCACUUCUUAACAGAAAUAACCUUUCUUUGACAAAAGAAGAAAAAGAAGACGAAGAAGGAAAUGGAGAUCAUGGUAACAGUGAUGAGAAGAGUAAAAGAGAAAAAGUUGAUUGUUGUUGGUCUAGAAGUGCAUGGGUUUCAUUUAAUUUGGGAAGAAAAGAUAAUGAUAUUAUUCCAUUACUUGGUGUAAAAAGGUGUAGGAAUGAGAAGGGUGAUGAUUAUGACUACACACGUAGAGGUGAUGAAAGUCAUCAUUCCUUUGCCUGGAUGGAUAGUAAUAUCGCUGUGUUCAAUACAAAGGCCGGAUUACCUCGUGGAAUUACACGUCAAUGUAUGGAACGAACUGUUCAACAGUUGGUGAAAUUACAACCAUUUCCUUUUAAAAAAGAAAAGGAAGAAAAGAAUGACUCGUACACUGAUGUAGAGAUGGUGGCUGGUCGAUUUCCGCUCUCACGGGUAUGGAUGGCUCAGCGACAAGAAAGAAUCCUACAAUAUCUUGCGCAGCAGCAUCAGCAGCAACAACAACAAGAAGAAGAACAAAAGAGAAUCUUUUUACAGAAGACUCCCACCUUACAUGCUAUUCUGAGCGGCAGGGAUGUUGAGAAUGGUGUUGACUACUCAUUCGUUGAACCUGUAAAGCUUCUUCCUGUUGGGAAGUCAGAAAAAGAUGAUGUGAUUGUGGCUGGAGGUUCUGUCCACUACUGGUUGCAGCAGUCUGAGAAGAAUAACAAUAACAACAGCAAUAGUGGUAAUAAUAAUUAUAAUAAUAAUAGAGGAGAUGUGAUAAUUGCAGGGCAGAGUGAAGGUGGGAUGUGUCCCUUUCCUCUGCUGUGGGUGGAAAAGGGAAUAUCAAUGUCUUCUUGUGAGCAAAGGGGGGUGAAUGUGUAA